Lolium rigidum is the source of this 1011-nucleotide messenger RNA. Its product is annotated as cysteine-rich receptor-like protein kinase 44. The transcript is spliced from 6 exons. Gene Ontology annotation, biological process: protein phosphorylation. The record is from RefSeq and is a predicted model, not a curated record. NCBI's taxonomy places the organism in Eukaryota, Viridiplantae, Streptophyta, Magnoliopsida, Poales, Poaceae. The coding region runs from base 1 to 1011 and encodes 336 amino acids. Gene Ontology annotation, molecular function: ATP binding; protein kinase activity.
AUGGAGAACAGGUUGCAGCAAACAAUUGAGACGACAAGGGAGUUUAAAAUCCAGCUGUUACAGCAUAUCACAAAUAAUUUUUCCGAGGAGCACGUAAUUGGCCGUGGUGGGUAUGGUGUGGUUUACAAGGGGAUGCUGGAGGAUGGGGAAGAAAUUGCUGUCAAAAGGCUUCAUCACUUGCCUGGGCUUGAUGACAAGGAAUUUAGGAACGAGUUUAAUAAUCUUAUAAGGGCUCAGCACAAAAAUAUUGUAAGGUUAAUUGGAUAUUGCUAUGAUAUAGGGCAUCAACGUAUUAAGCUCAAUGGGGAAUAUAUUUUUGCUCAUUUCGAAGAACGAAUUCUCUGCUUGGAAUAUUUGGAGGGUGGAAGCCUUGACAAGUACGUUUCUGAUGGAUCUUGCGGACUUGAUUGGCAGACAUGUUACGUUAUCAUCAGGGGAGUUUCUGAGGGUCUAAAUUACCUUCACAAUGGAUCAAAAGAUCCUAUUUUCCAUCUGGACUUAAAACCUGCAAAUGUAUUACUGAACAAAGGAAUGAUGCCGAAAAUUGGAGAUUUUGGUUUGUCAAGAUUCUGUCCUUCAGGAAAGACAUGUACAACGAUAAAAAUUAUAGGAACACCUGGAUACAUGCCACCAGAAUACAUAGAAAGAUGUCAAAUCACGUCGAAGUUCGACAUCUUUAGUCUGGGUGUUAUAAUCAUACAGAUAAUGGCAGGGCGUGAGGGCUACUUCAAACUUGUAGAUAUGACUUCUCAAGAAUUUAUCAAGCUUGUACAUGAAAACUGGCUAAAAAGGCUGGGCACAGCAGUGUCAUCACAUACAUCACAUGAAGUUAAGAGAUGCAUUGAAAUAGCGUUAACAUGUGUGGAUGUUGACCGGGUAAAAAGGCCUACUAUAGCUGAGGUUGUUGAUGAACUAAAUAAGAUAGAUACUAGCGAUGGUUCACCUCCAGGCCAGGGUUCACUUGGCCCCAAGCAAGUUCCACCCGUCAUUGUGAGGAAGUACUCCCUCUGA